Asterias rubens (European starfish) is the source of this 3076-nucleotide messenger RNA. Its product is annotated as microprocessor complex subunit DGCR8-like. Gene Ontology annotation, molecular function: heme binding; primary miRNA binding; identical protein binding. The record is from RefSeq and is a predicted model, not a curated record. The transcript has 16 exons. Gene Ontology annotation, cellular component: microprocessor complex. Lineage: Eukaryota; Metazoa; Echinodermata; Asteroidea; Forcipulatida; Asteriidae. Gene Ontology annotation, biological process: primary miRNA processing. The coding region runs from base 175 to 2085 and encodes 636 amino acids.
UCUUGACUUAUAAGUUGUUUCCAAAGUUACCAUGGCAACUGCCUGUGGACAAUGCUUGAGGUGGUCAGAAACUGUGGUAACUGUGGAAACUUGAAAAUCAUCUACAGGAGCUCAUGAGUUUUUUUCCCGAUUCAAGAGUUAAACAAGAAGUCGUCUGAUUGAGGACUGGUAAAGAUGGAAGACACCUCUCCAGAGUUUACUGAGAUGGAUAAUGUAUUAGAAAAAAGAUUAGACGGACCACCGAGCAAAAAAUGUAAACUUGAUAAACAUAUUUUGGGGUUAACCGAAGCGGAUAAGUUUCACGCCGUCCCGUCAGGCGACUUGAGUGAUUUUCAUCAUCACCAUUCUGCCAAGAAUCAUAAGAGUGAAGGGUCAAAUUUUGGGGAGGACUUCAGGGUGCUGGAUGAGUUUGCAGAUGAUGAGGAGGAAUUUGGAGAGUUCAGUCUCUCAUCCCUGAGGGAUGAGGAUGGUUGUAAUGAUGAUUAUGAGGAAGAUGAGGAAGACGAUGAAGAUGACAUGGAUAGCCUCGGCAGCGAGAUUGACGCCCUUCUUGAUGAGGGAUUGCCUGAGAUGUACAACAAGGAACCGAAGAGGAAACGAGGAGGAGCGUUGCUUGAGACGGAGGCGGGGGCAAGCAGAGAGACGGAUGAAUCGUUACCAGAUGGUGUGGUUGGAGUAAGAACUAAGACCAUCUUAAGGAAGAGAGGUCAGAUGCCACUAGAAGGCCUUCCAGACGGAUGGAUAUCAAUCGUUCAUGAGUGCGGUAUGCCGUUGUAUCUCCAUCGACCAAGCAGGGUGUGUACGUGGUCUCGACCGUAUCUACUUGGUGCUGGAAGCGCAAGGAAACACAGACCACCUCUUGCCAGCAUACCCUGUCUUCAUUACCAAAGAGAAAAGGACAAAGAAGCUGCUCCUAAAGAAGUCGAGCAAGAAGGAUCCUCGCUUCAAGAUGCAGAGGUAUCUCAGGAGGCCAACAAAGAUGUACCCAAAGACGGUGAUCUGUCUGCCAAACAAGAAGAUAAAGCUGAAGGGAACAGUGCCCCGGACACGGCAAAACAAGAUCCUCUACAGAGCCACAACAUCCGUAUAUGCAAGGAUGAGUCUGUCAGUGACACUGAAUUGAGAAGUUACCUUGAGCAGCUGUUUGACUUUGAGGUCGUCUCAAUAAACAAAUUCAAGACCUGGGCUGACAGAAGGAAAUACACCAAAGAAGUCAAAGCAAAGCAUGAAGUCUUGAAUCGACCACAGUUUCCUGGUCACCCUGCUGUAAUAACCUGUAGGAUAGCUGGUAAUCAAAAGGAUACCAAACGAGAGUUUGUUUUGAAUACAACUAACAAGACUCCGGUGUGCAUCCUUCAUGAGUAUUCACAGAUUGUUCUGAAGACUCAACCAACGUACACCUUUGAUGAUAGCGGGAAUGCCAAUUGUCCAUUUCAAGCUUAUGUAAUGAUUCACGGCACCAAGUAUGGCAAGGGGCAAGCCAAGAGCAAGAAGGAGGCAAAAAUGGAAGCAGCAAGGGCGACACUAGAAAUCUUGAUUCCUGGUGUUGUGUUGAAUGAAGGCAGUAAGAAGACCGGUAAAGAGCAAGACUCGGAGCAACUUGAGUAUUUUGACCAUAUAGCUAUCACUGACAGCAGGGUGUAUGAUCUGUGCACCAAGUCUGGUCAACUGACUCCCUUCCAAGUCCUUGGUGAAUACAGACAAAGGAAUCACGGCAUGGAGGCGAUGAACUUCAACUAUGAAGUCAAGAUAACCAAUCACCAUAAGAGAGAGUAUACAAUGACACUUGGAGAGCACAUAGUCACAGGUUUUUGCAAGAAUAAAAAGGUUGGCAAGCAGCAAGGGGCCCAGCAGUUACUUCAGCUUCUUCAUCCACAUGUUGAUAACUGGGGAGGAAUCAUCAAAAUAUACGGCAAAGGGACUGUCUCAAGAAACAUGAAGAAGAAAGAAGCAGAGCAGAGCAUAAUCAGACUUCAAGCUAAAUGUGAAAAUGCUCCAAAUGAAGCAAUCUUAAAGAAACUCAGAGAUGAGAUGCUGGCAUUCUAUGACAAAGUGAAACAGGAUGAUGAUGCUGAAGAUGGUUGAAGAAAUACUCCAGCCCCGUGUCUUCAGAAGGAACAGUCCUUAGAAGGAAGUUCAUUGAUGCAGGGUAAUCAGGCUAAUGCUGACCAAUGCUGGAAUGUGAAGUGAGUGAUUUCUGUUGGAAUGGGAGGUGACUGCCCUGUAGGCUAUGUUCCUAAAGUUCGAAAACCCUAUGUUCCGAAAACCCUCUGUUCCGACAACCCCAUGUUCGGAUAAACUUAUGUUCAGACAACUCUAUGUUCUGACAAACCUAUGUUCCGAUAAACUUAUGUUCCGACACCCUUAUGUUCCAAUAACUCUCUGUUCCAACAACCCUUUGAGGUGGUCAAAGAAAAAGUGAAGGGAGGCAUUGCUUUCCAGGAGGUGGGCAGGGGCCAUGUUGUCGGCUUUUGACGGCACUGCAUGUAUCUAGAUUGUUCAUGGGGGGGGGUUGGCACUUGGGGGGUUGCCUGGAAUGGGCAUGUGCCCUGACCCGAGAAAAUGAAUAUCUUGAGACAAUAUGUCUACGAAGGAAUGUAUCCUAUUUAUUAUUUCUCUUUACAAUUUGUAUAAUUUAAAAGAAGAAUUCAAGUUAUCGAAACUGAAUUAAAAGCAUGCCUUCGAACCCUGCACAGCUUUUCAAAGAAACAGUAAACAAUGAACUAUACUUCAAAUGCUAACACUCUUCAAGCCAGUUUUAUUGUAGGCUUACAAAUAUUUUUCCCAUUUGAAAAUAUCUGCAAUAAUAUACAAAAAUUAUUAUUUUUAUAUAGGUUGUUAUAACAACCAUAUUUUUACUUACUAAUGGCAAGAUACAGUGUAAGUAAUGAAGGCCUAAUGAAUACUUUAUUGGACUGUUUUUAAUUCUAGUUGGUUGAGAAGAGACUGAUCCUUUAAAGGUGUUAUACAGGAUUGGCAGAGCUUACAAAAAAGCCCAUACAGUGUUAAUGUUUUGUGUGAUCACCCAUAUACAUGAAAUAACAAACCUGUUAAUUUUGUUGCUUAAAGGCAGUGG